CAGGUCUUGCAAUUACAGAAGACCAGAAGUUGAUAACAUUAAACGAGACACGGAAAUCUGAUCUCUUUGUUUUCAACAAAGAUGGCGGUGUAGAAAACCGUAAUUUAUACGAACCAUUAAUUAAGCGACAUGAAAAAUCGAAAUGUCGAUUUUUGGCGUAUUACUCUAAUGAAGUCGUCGUAUCUGAUUUAGGUUUAAGUAUGAUGUAUAAAACUACUGUGGAUGGUAAAUUGAUCAAAACCUUCGGCACUUUUGGAAAUAUUGAGGGAACCAUGAACGAACCAUCUGGCAUCGCUUUGGAUCCGACAGGAACCAUGCUUAUUGGCGAUAGCAGAAACGAUCGUAUACAGGUCUUUGAUUGGGAAGGUGAAUAUAUGGGUAAAGUGACUUUCUCUCAUCCCAUUCGAAGACCGUCUGACAUAACUUUGACUAAAGAUGGACGUCUGUACGUUCUUAAUUACUUGAAUCAUCACUUAGCAAUUUAUGCUCUUAAAAUAGAGUAAUUUUCAAAUCUGUUCUUCACAGAUUAAUCAUUGUGAAUUUUAAGUAUUGAACAUAUUAAAUUGAAUUCAUACUGUUUAUCAGAUUUUGAAUUCUUUUUCAUAUUGUAUUCUUUAAGUUUCUUACAAUGUAAUGUACAUGUAUUGCAUUUAAUUUCAUAAAUUAA
Messenger RNA from Centruroides sculpturatus (bark scorpion), 667 nucleotides. Its product is annotated as tripartite motif-containing protein 3-like. Gene Ontology annotation, biological process: protein polyubiquitination; proteasome-mediated ubiquitin-dependent protein catabolic process. Gene Ontology annotation, molecular function: ubiquitin protein ligase activity; protein binding. Bases 201 to 503 code for a protein of 100 amino acids. The record is from RefSeq and is a predicted model, not a curated record. The transcript is spliced from 3 exons. Lineage: Eukaryota; Metazoa; Arthropoda; Arachnida; Scorpiones; Buthidae.